UUAAGACAGAAAUUUUCUGUGUAUUGUUGAAGUUCAUUCUUAUAAAAUUAAAUAACUCUCACACUAGCUAGUCUUAUUGCAAGAGAUGAUUUUCCGGGUAUCAGACAUUUCCAUCCCUUGGUUGAAGGAGUAUUUAGCAAACAGUUCUAUAAAUGGCCUGAGGUAUUUGUCAGGAGGACAGUAUCACUGGACAGAAAGGGUGUUUUGGUUCAUAGCUGUGACUGUUUCAUGCUAUUAUACUGUCAUAUUUACACUGGCUUCAUUCCAUGCAUACAAGAUGCAUGCUGUCAGUUUCACUACUGAAACAGAUUAUCUUCAUUGGAACACAAAAUUUCCAGCAUUUAGUGUAUGUGAAAUUACUGGUGUAAACGAUGUGAAAUUCGGUGCACUGGCAUCAAAAAAAUUUACAGGCAAAAUUGAUUACAACCAGAUUGAUUACUGGGAAAAUAUAGCCUUUUACCAGGGAUCGAUUAUUGAACACAAGAAGUGUUCUGGUGAUGUUAACUGCUCUACAAAUUAUGAAGAAAUAAUUUGGGAGUUUAGAUACAGAUGUAACAAAUUACUUUAUGACUGUCACUGGAAUGGUAAACCAUUUGACUGCUGUCAAAAUUUCCUGCCUCUACAAACAGAAGUGGGUCCAUGUUUCUCCAUUAAUUCUGAAAAUACCAGAAAGAAGAAUGGAUUACUGAAGACAGUUUCAAACUAUACAACUGGACCUGGUUCACUCUAUUUCAAAGUAAGAGCUGCUGUAAAGGUUUACAUGCACUCAGAAGGAAAUGUGCCAACCAACAGUCACUCACUGGAUGAAAUGUUCAAAGUAUUCUAUCCUCAGUACCUUGAAGUGUUGUUUACGGUGAAGGAGGUAGUCAAUGAUCCAAUGCUGUAUGAGGUAGAACCCAGUGGAAGAGAUUGUCUGUUUCGUAAUGAAGUUCCCACAGGUGUGUACCCAUAUUAUAGCUUCACAACAUGUCUGGUUCAGUGCCACAAACAACACCAUUUGAAGUUCUGCAAUUGUACCCAUCAUAUGAUGCCAAAUUCUGCUGAUGAGGUCUGUGGCAUUGAGGGGCUAACCUGCCUUAAUGGUUAUAAUGAACGUCUAGGAAUAUUGAAAGCUGCUUGGGAAACCAAGAAGCUUGGUAUAGUCUGUGACUGCAGAACAUCAUGUGAUGACCAAGAAUACAAUGUGGUAUGGAAACAUGCUACAACAAAACGUGGAGGGAGCACUAAUUAUGAGAGCUUUGUGUCAGAAAUUUCACUUAAAAUGCACUCUCUGCCUGUGGAAAGGUUCAAGCGAAAUGUUGUAAGGACCAAACUGGAUUUGGUUGUAUCAAUAGGAGGGACUGCUGGAUUUUUCCUUGGAGCAAGUUUGCUCAGUGUUGUUGAAUUUGUAAUGUAUUUUUUUGUGAGAAGUAUUUACCAUUGUGUAAAUAUAAAUGACUCCAAUGCAAACAAAAAUCAUAGAAUGAAGGUAAUCUCACACGAAACAGAGUUUGCCAAGCCUUUCAGCAAUAAUUUUAAGCAGCAAAUCAGAUACCCUUCUCCAUGGGAUUUUCAGAAGUAAUUCUCAUUUCAUGUGGUUUAGCCAUAUUAUCAAUUAGAAUCU
This is a messenger RNA of Schistocerca americana (American grasshopper), 1603 nucleotides long. RefSeq names its product sodium channel protein Nach-like. The coding region runs from base 86 to 1561 and encodes 491 amino acids. NCBI's taxonomy places the organism in Eukaryota, Metazoa, Arthropoda, Insecta, Orthoptera, Acrididae. Gene Ontology annotation, cellular component: membrane. The transcript has 11 exons. Gene Ontology annotation, biological process: sodium ion transmembrane transport. Gene Ontology annotation, molecular function: ligand-gated sodium channel activity. The record is from RefSeq and is a predicted model, not a curated record.